CCUCCGUCAAUUUUCCCCAUCAGCAAUUAUCAAGUCAAACCAGCCCCAAGCCCUCCAGCCAGCAAUCAAACCCCUUCGACAGUCAAACGCAAAGCUUCGUUUCUCGGGCAGAACUCCUCUUUUUUCAAGGACACAGCACCAUCUUUUUCUUUUUACCAAACGAGGCUUUUUGCUUUCCUCCAUCUAAUCGUCAGGCAAAAUUCAAACCGUCAAGCACCCACAAAAGAAAAACAUGUCCACCAACGCCACUGAGACCGUCGCUGCUGCUGCUCCUGAUACUGUUGAGACUGUUACCGAUGCUCUCAAUGAUGCUACUCUUGCUCCUAUGACCGAAAUUAGCGAGGCAGAUGCUGCUCAUGCUGCUUCUGCUGCUGAAGGCAGGAGACUUUACAUCGGGAACCUUGCCUACGCUACUACUGAGGCGCAGCUAAAAGAAUUUUUCGAAGGGUUUUCUAUUGAAUCCAUUUCCAUCCCCACUAACCCUCGUACCUCUCGUGCUGUUGGCUAUGCCUUCGUUGAUGUCACCACUAAGGAAGAGGCAGAACGUGCAAUUGCGGAGCUCAGUGGAAAAGAGGUUUUGGAGCGCAAAGUUAGUGUCCAACUAGCCAGAAAGCCUGGCACAUCUGGCUCCUCCAAAAAGGAGAGUGAAAACGGUGCACCUGCGGAAGGGCAACAGCAGGCACCUCAUGAAGGGGCAAGAAAGCCUAGGGGCAGUCCCAGGCACCGUGGAAGGGGAAAAUUCCGGGGUCCACGGUUCCGCCCGAACCGUGAGAAUGGCACCGCCAGUGAAGAAGAAAAGCCCGCACUUACCAAUGCUCCCGGACAAGUUCUUCCUCUCACUGAGGCUCCCCUCUACUCGGAUACUCCUGAUACUUCUAAAAAUGCUAUAGCCAGUGUUCCCACUAGCCCAGCUGCCGAGGGUGAGGGUAACGCCACUGGCGGGUAUAGGCCAAAAAAGAAGAGAGGCCCCCCAGAGAAUGGUGUCCCAAGCUCCACCAAGGUCAUGGUAGCUAACCUCCCCUAUGAACUUACUGAGGAAAAGCUCAAGGAAUUGUUUGCUCCUUAUGAUCCCGAAUCUGCUAAAAUUGCUCUCCGUCCAAUCCCCCGCUUCAUGGUUCGCAAGCUUCAAGCACGUGGCGAGCCUCGUAAGGGACGUGGUUUUGGUUUUGUUACCUUGGCCUCCGAGGAGAUGCAGAAGAAGGCCGUCGAGGAGAUGAACGGAAAGAUCGUCGAUGGCAGAGAGAUCGCUGUCAAAGUUGCCAUCGAUAACCCCAAGGUUGAGGGAGAGGAGGAGGGCGAACACGUUCAGGAGGAGAAAAAGGAGGAAGCCGGCGAGACUAAUGGCAUCAACUUGGAGCAACCUGAAGCUCAGGCUACUAAUGCCAUUUAAUGGAUUAACGAUGAUGGGUAGAGCUGGGUACGGAAACCGAACUUUUGAUUUCAUUCAUGAGCAACAAAGAUCUUUGCGUAUUAUUACGUUGCUUAUGGGAGAGGUUGGGAUACAUUUCUGUUUUAGGUUCUAUCUUAUAUGACGUGCUAUGAAAAAUGAAAAAUUAGAGGAGUGGGAAAUGAGUUUGUGGGGGUUUUCUCACUCCUUCAAUGCUAUGUUUCUCGGUUUGACGACGAUGGUGGGACUGAAAUGAGUUGAGGUGACAAAUUUCUUUGCUUGCCAGCGAAUACGGUCUGGUUUUGUUUGCUUCCUUAUCUUUUCUCAAAUCAUUGGUCUCCCAAGAGUUUCGGGAAAGGUGAAGGUGACUCAUAUUGGAUUCACAGGAGUUGGUAUUAAAGAAAAAAUUUUAAUCGUUCGACAAUGA
Molecule: messenger RNA, 1814 nt
Organism: Tuber melanosporum (Perigord truffle)
Lineage: Eukaryota; Fungi; Ascomycota; Pezizomycetes; Pezizales; Tuberaceae
Exons: 4
Coding region: 233-1390 (385 amino acids)
Molecular function (GO): RNA binding
Source: RefSeq, a predicted model, not a curated record